This is a messenger RNA of Olea europaea var. sylvestris, 3604 nucleotides long. RefSeq names its product glutamate receptor 3.5-like. Bases 890 to 3391 code for a protein of 833 amino acids. Gene Ontology annotation, molecular function: glutamate-gated receptor activity. Gene Ontology annotation, cellular component: plasma membrane. The record is from RefSeq and is a predicted model, not a curated record. The transcript has 7 exons. NCBI's taxonomy places the organism in Eukaryota, Viridiplantae, Streptophyta, Magnoliopsida, Lamiales, Oleaceae.
AAGGAACAAUUUACAUUUAGAUUGUCUUUUAGAGAUGUUCUCAAUCUGAAUUUUGAUUUUAUAGGGCGAAGAUAACCAUCUACCGGGCAUCCCAAGGAUUCGAGUUGGGAAUAAAAACAAGAACAAGUACCCAGCAUUUAACUGGACCCUGCUCGAUGCCAUUUUUAAGAUUUUAGUGUUCAUUGCUUCAGCAUUUUUUGUUUGAACAUUAUAUUUAUAAAUAUACAGUCAAUUUGAAAUAUUAGAUAUAUAACACGUUAUGCUUUGAUUCCUUUGAAUAAUAGUAAUAUUCUUCUGCAUACUCUUAAGCAUAUUUAGCUGCAAACCUCAAUUUUAGAAUCUUACUGGUGGGCUUUUGAGCUCUGUAUUGAUGAAUGCUCUUCUGGUAAUAUAUAUGGCCACCCAGCAAUCAUAUGCAGUUGCUGAUUAUAUUUAGAUUCUUUGCACAGUUCAUUUAUUUAUCCACGUAUGCAUUAAUAUAAGUAAAUAUGUUUCCUUAAACUUAAUAUACAAGUUUUUAUUCCAGUUUAUUAGAAAUUUUGCUCAUUUGUGCUGGUGCAUGAUUUGGUACUAAACCAAAAUUUUUACUAAACUUAGAAGUUCAGAACAGGGGGAAAAAAAAAGUUACUUAUUGUUUCUGUUCAGGAAAUUGUGUUACCAUUGCUUUGGCCAUGUUGGUAUUUAGUGACUAAGGCUGGAAGCUGAUUUUAUGUAUAAUUCAUGUUGAUUAUUGUACUUUUGUAAUUGAAUAGUGAUGAACCUACCUCUCUUGAUUGGAGAUUGGGAUUAUACUUUGACUAGGCAUGUAAAGGUAUCGGGUGCUUAAUUUCUUGAUAUGAUGGUGAGUUGAUUUGAAGAAUCAAUCAAUAGUUUUCUGGCUUUAUUGGAAAUGGAGUUCCAUGUACAUGUGAGGAGAGCAUUGCUGUUGUUGAAUUUUUGUGUAUGGGUGUCUACGGAAGCCAUUGGCAUGACUAAAAAUGAUAGUGCUCCUUCUACACCAAGGGUGGUGAAUAUUGGAGCUUUGUUCACAUUCAAUUCGACUAUUGGACGAUCAGCAAAGCCAGCUCUUCUCGGGGCAAUUGAAUAUGUCAAUUCUGAUUCUACCAUUCUUAAUGGCACAAAGAUUAACCUCAUUCUGCAGGAUACUGAUUGCAAUGGAUUUCUUGGAACCAUUGAAGCUAUGCAGUUGAUGGGUAAAGGAGUGGUUGCUGCAAUUGGCCCACAGUCCUCUGGAAUAGCCCAUGUUAUUUCACAUGUCGUGAAUGAACUUCAGGUGCCACUUUUGUCAUUCGGGGCUACAGAUCCAACUCUUUCUUCUCUGCAGUACCCAUACUUCCUCCGUACUACGGUAAGUGAUCAUUUCCAGAUGUAUGCAAUUGCUGAUUUGGUGCAGCAUUUUGGAUGGAGAGAAGUAGUUGCCAUCUUUGUUGACGAUGAUUAUGGUAGAAAUGGGAUUUCGGUUUUGGAUGAUGCACUUAAUAAGAACCGUGCUAAGAUUUCUUACAAAGCUGCAUUGCCUCCUGGAGCUUCAAUAACUGACAUUUACAGCGUAUUGGUUGAAGUAAACUUGAUGGAAUCUCGUGUUUUUGUGGUACAUGUAAAUCCCGACUCUGGUCUUACAAUUUUUUCAUCAGCUAAGAGUCUCGGAAUGAUGAACACAGGUCAUGUUUGGAUUGCUACUGAUUGGCUUCCUUCUCUUCUAGAUCCUUUAGUAUCCACUAGUCCCAAUAGAAUGGAUUUUAUACAAGGGGUUAUUGCACUCCGCCGUCAUACCCCAGAUUCUGAUCUGAAAACAAAUUUUACUUCUUGGUGGAAAAAUUUGAAGAAUAAGGAAACCCUGAACUUUAAUUCUUACGCUCAGUACGCAUAUGAUUCUGUGUGGUUACUUGCUCGAGCUCUUGAUAUAUUCUUCAACGAGGGUGGAGUUGUGAGUUUUUCUGAUGACCCCAAAUUGCAAGAUACCAAUGGAAGUUCCCUGAAUCUAACAGGACUUCGAAUUUUCGAUCAAGGCUCGGAGUUACUUCAGAUACUUACUGCAAUGGAUUUCACAGGUGUAAGUGGACAAAUUAAGUUUGAUACAGAUAAUAAUUUGAUUCAUCCAGCAUUCGACGUCAUUAACAUUGCGGGAACUGGGUUACGCAACCUUGGUUAUUGGUCAAAUUACUCAGGUUUCUCGAUUGAUGCUCCAGAAAUUUUAUAUACAAGUCUCCCCAACACUUCCACGAGUAAUCAACAUCUUUACGAUGUAAUAUGGCCAGGAGGAACUACAACAAAGCCUCGUGGAUGGGUGUUUCCCGAUAAUGGGAGGCCUUUGCGAAUUGCAGUACCUCAUCAGGUUACUUAUCCAGAAUUUGUGACUAAAGACGAAGGACCAUUAGGGGCCAAAGGAUAUUGCAUUGACGUUUUUGAAGCAGCCAUACAAUUGUUGCCUUAUCCUGUUCCUCAUCAAUACAUCUUGUAUGGUGAUGGUAGAAGAAACCCUUCAUAUAACAGCCUUGUGGAAGGCGUUGCUCAAAAUAAAUAUGAUGCAGUUGUUGGGGAUGUUACUAUUACAACAAAUAGGACAAGAAUUGUGGACUUUACGCAGCCUUACAUGGAAUCAGGGCUUGUUGUAGUGGUUCCUGUCAAAGAGAUUAAAUCCAGUCCAUGGGCAUUCCUCAAGCCAUUUUCUUGGCAAAUGUGGUGCCUAACUGGGUUAUUUUUUCUUUUCGUGGGAUCUGUCGUUUGGAUUCUUGAGCACCGAACGAAUCCUGAAUUUCGAGGUCCUCCACGGCAACAGCUCAUAACAGUCUUUUGGUUUAGUUUCUCAACAAUGUUUUUUUCACAUAAAGAAAACACCAUAAGCACUCUGGGACGUUUGGUGUUGAUAUUGUGGCUUUUUGUGGUGUUAAUUAUCAAUUCAAGCUAUACAGCUAGUUUGACAUCAAUUCUCACAGUGCAGCAGUUGACUUCACGAAUUCAAGGGAUUGACAGUCUGAUAACCAGUUAUGAUCCAAUAGGGAUCCAAGAUGGAUCGUUUGCAUAUAAUUAUCUUAUCGAUGAGUUGAACAUUGCAGAGUCGAGGCUUCGAAUAUUGAAAACCCAAGAUGACUACGUUAAUGCCCUUCAGCUAGGUCCAAAUCGUGGUGGGGUUGCUGCCAUUGUUGAUGAGCUUCCUUAUAUUGAGCUAUUCUUGGCCAACACGAAGUGCAUAUUCAGUAUUGUGGGACAAGAGUUUACUAAAAAAGGAUGGGGAUUUGCAUUUCAACAGGAUUCUCCAUUGGUGAUUGAUCUGUCAACUGCGAUCCUUCAACUUUCAGAAAAUGGAGAGCUUCAGAGAAUCCAUGAUAAAUGGCUGACGCAAAAUGAAUGCUCUGUGCAAGCCAAGCAAGGUUUAUGGGCAGUACAAUAGAUAUAGUGGAGACAUGGAGCAACAAGACAUCGAGGAAGCUGAACCUGCAACAACACGUCCUAGUAGACGCAUCCUUGCCACCAAGAGCUUCAAGGACCUGAUUGAUUUUGUCGAUAAGAAAGAAGUUGAAAUUAAGGAGAUUCUUAGAAGGAAGAAUAGUGAUUUGAAGAGUCAACUGAGUCAAGUAUCUGAUGGACAAUAUGACUCGCCACC